Xyrichtys novacula (pearly razorfish) is the source of this 272-nucleotide messenger RNA. NCBI's taxonomy places the organism in Eukaryota, Metazoa, Chordata, Actinopteri, Labriformes, Labridae. The record is from the annotation of a GenBank genome assembly.
AUGCGGAGCUGUAACCUUAGAGGCUCACCCACUAAGGCACGGCGAGGCACUCAGAGUCCUGUUGUGGUCGUGUUUGGCGGCAGAGGAGCUGGCACAGCACUCUCUCAGGGAGGCCAAGGCAUGACAUGGUGCUGUAGCUCUGUCAGCGAGCCGGGUGUGUGCCCUUCAUCAUUACGCUCUGUGCUCUUCAUCAGCUCGCUCUGUUUGCUCUCACUCACUGCUCUCUGAUAUUUUCUUCAAAUCAGCAUCCAGAGCUGAGGAGCAGAGUCGGA